AAUCAUAAGUAAUGUGCCAAAUGGUAUAGACAGAACUCAGUGGGCUCAUUUUGUUACUUAUCGUCUAAAACCGGAAACAUUGGUACAAGUUACAUUAUUUUGAAUGGUGUGAAUUGUUUGUGUAGAUAUUUUUUUAUUGUUGUGUGAACUUACAAUUUUGUUUGUUCAUAGGAGAAUUGUAAAAAAAAUAGAGAAAAUCGCAAAAAGCAAGUAAUUCCUCAUACUGGUGGUUCUAAACCUAUGUCAAGAAGAAGACAUGAGAUGUUUUUGGAAACUGGACAACUGCCUAGUCGGGGAAAGUUAUACAUUGAUACUCCUAAAAGAAAGGAUGUAUCAUUUGUAAAUGAUGCGGCAAAGGCUAUAUCGGAACAAAUUGAAGUGGGUUUGACUCAAAGCACUAAUGAUGAAUCAGAGGUUUCUCCUAAUGAUGUUGUUGGUAGAGUGUUAGGCGCAGAGCAUUCUGGGAGGGUUCGAUGCAUGGGUUUAGGAGUAGCUCCUACUAACUCAUUUAGAAAUACAAGAUUUCAACUUUCGAAUUUAAGCAUUGCUUCAUCUAGUGCUGCCACAUCAUCAACAUCUUCUGAUCAAUGGCAACAGAAGUACACUAAUUUAGAAUCCCAAAUUCAAACCACCUUGGGUGCACUAAAAGCCUACAUGAUAAUGAAGGAAAGAAAGAUCCCUGAUGAAUUAACUGCCUUCUUUGAUCCUCAAUCACAAGUCAGUUAUGUCCAGCCUUUGCAACAUUUAGGGUGUUGAUGAUGUUUUU
Vigna unguiculata (cowpea) is the source of this 766-nucleotide messenger RNA. RefSeq lists its product as uncharacterized. The record is from RefSeq and is a predicted model, not a curated record. Lineage: Eukaryota; Viridiplantae; Streptophyta; Magnoliopsida; Fabales; Fabaceae.